Molecule: messenger RNA, 1066 nt
Organism: Fukomys damarensis (Damara mole-rat)
Lineage: Eukaryota; Metazoa; Chordata; Mammalia; Rodentia; Bathyergidae
Gene: Klhdc9
Product: kelch domain containing 9
Exons: 5
Coding region: 1-861 (286 amino acids)
Molecular function (GO): cyclin binding
Source: RefSeq, a predicted model, not a curated record
AUGGUAACCGGCGCUUUGCGACUUGAGUUUGCAGCGGUCGCGCAGCAGCUGCCGCAGUGGUUGCUGGAGGGCGGCCGCUGGCUCUGCAUCGUGGGCGGCUGGGACGGUUCGCGGCGCCUGGCUUCUGUGGCUGCGCUGGACACAGAGCGUGGAGUGUGGGAAGAGUGGAAAGCGGCCCCUGGCAACUGUCCCCCUGCUGGCCUCAGCAGUCACACAUGCACUCGCCUCUCAGACCGGGAGCUGCGGGUGGCCGGCCGAGAGGGUGGGGUCCGCACUCAGCGACGUUAUGGAAGCAUCUACGCGUUAAAGCUGGACCCUGGCGCCCGCACCUAUUGCUACAAGGAAGAAGGCUGCCGCACAGUCUCUCGAUCAGGUCACUGUGCUGCCCUGCUGCAAACUCCUGGGCCCCACCCGGGCCAUCAGCUUUUGCUGUUUGGGGGGUGCAGUUCAGCUGAACCAGAAGUAGCUGGGCAGUGGAGUCAUGGGAAGAUUCAGGAGCAGCCCCCUGUUGCCCCUCAUUUGACAGAACAGCUUGCAAGGAUUGUAAGCAGUGGAAAGGGGACCCAACGGGGGCCCCGUGGACUGCGGCAUCACUCCUGUUCUGUGGUGGGGCCCUUUGCUGUGCUGUUCGGUGGAGAAAGUCUGACCAGAGCGAGAGACACCAUUUGCAAUGACCUCUACAUCUAUGACACCCGCAAGCCCCCUUCUCUGUGGUUCCACUUCCCCUCUGCAGACCGUGGGCUGAAACGUGUGGGCCAUCGCACCUGCCUCUGGAACGAUCAGCUUUACCUGCUCGGGGGCUUUGGUGAGGACGGCAGGACAGCGAGCCCACAGGUUUGCUCCCUGGAUCUCUUGAUCUAAAGAACAGUGACAUAAACCACUGCAAUGAGAGCUGUCUGCCUCACUUCGAAGGUUUACAUUAAACUUCAACCUGAGAGUCAGCAUUUGUCUUUGAAUCCUUUUGGGGGGGCAGUAAACAGAAACAUCUUUAUUUGCAAGGAAAGAACAAAGUAUGGAUCUUUUCUGAUGCUGUAAGCCACUGACCUGAUGGUAACAAAAGCCACAA